GUGAAGGCCUGCGAGUCGUAUUUGACAUGGCGGAGCAAUGAUGUCGGCAGUGGUGUACGUGUGGCUAUUUCUUACAAUUUCUUCGGGUUUUGGCAACAAGCUCAGCCCACCUGAAGAUGCCAACCUGACUGCCUUUGCUGACCACGAACCGUUGGAGUACAGGUGUGCAUGCCUUCCAAAGGACGAUGAGCAGUGUGACCAAAAGGGUCACUGUUUGACAGUGAAGGGGGCGGGGUGUUUCACCAGCAGAAAGCAGAGGAAUGGGGUAGUGAUCAUAUCACAAGGCUGUGCAAGGAACGAAGAGAACCAGAACAUGAACUGCCAGGGUCGACGGCGACAGGGUUGGCAGAUGGAGGGCGUUAUUGCUGUCUCCUGCUGCGUUGGUGACCUUUGUAACUACCCUAUACCCACCUUCUCACCACACGAGUUUAAGAGAAACGAUCCUGUUGUCAACAAGGAAGAUGAAAGCAGUUUCCAUUUUGAAUUGUUCCUGGCUAUCGGAGUUCCUAUUGUCAUCCUUAUUGUGGCUUUGCUGGGGGUCUGGCUCUUCCUCAGACACAUCCGUAAGCGGCGCAGGGAGAUCCACGAGAACUUGCGUGUCCGGGAGGAACUUCUGCCUGAAGAAUAUGGAGGCAUUCGUGCAACGCAAGUAGGGGAUAGUACCCUGAAGGAGGUAUAUGAUCAGUCAUGCACGUCAGGUAGUGGUUCCGGUCUGCCGUUCCUUGUACAACUGACAGUGGCACGACAAGUCACCCUGGUGGAAUGUAUUGGAAAGGGACGAUAUGGAGAAGUUUGGAGGGGGCGUUACCAUGACGAGAACGUAGCUGUGAAAAUAUUCCUGUCACGUGACGAAGCCAGUUGGUCGAGGGAAACAGAGAUCUAUAACACUUGUCUGUUGCGACAUGAUAACAUCCUAGGAUACUACGCGUCAGACAUGACAAGUCGGAACUCGUGUACUCAGCUCUGGUUGAUAAUGCACUACCACGAACACGGCUCUCUAUACGACUAUCUCCAACGUACUGUCUUAGACCAUGAGUCCAUGCUGCUGCUGAUGCAUUCGGCUUCCUCUGGACUUGUCCAUCUCCACACAGAGAUCAUCGGUAACCAGGGGAAACCUGCCAUUGCUCACCGUGACAUUAAAUCAAAAAAUAUUCUUGUGAAAAAUGAUGGCACAUGUUGUAUUGGGGACCUGGGACUAGCUGUAACUCACUCACAGGAGAAUAACAAAAUAGAUCUGGGACGGAACAAUAAAGUAGGGACAAAGCGUUACAUGGCACCAGAAUUACUGGAGGAGACAUUAAAUCCGUAUUUCUUUGACUCCUUUAAAGCAGUGGAUGUUUAUGCAUUUGGUUUAGUGCUAUGGGAGGUGGCUCGACGCUGUACCAUUGGGGGUAUAACAGAGGAGUACAAGCCUCCCUUUUGGGAUGUGGUUCCUUCAGAUCCAUCGUUUGAGGAUAUGAGGAAAGUGGUCGCCGUGGAUACACAGAGGCCAAUGGUACCAAACAGAUGGACAUCUGAUCCGAUUAUGCUGCAGCUUUCCAGGCUCAUUCAGGAAUGCUGGGCACAGAAUCCCAAGGCUAGACAUCCAACAUUACGAGUGAAAAAAUCUCUAGCUAAUCUAAUGGGCAGAUCCAAGAAAGAGCUUCUGCAGAAGAUAGAGGACUGUAAAGAGUGCAAUAACUGCUGACAUCACUCAUGAUGUCAUCAUUUUAUGUGCACUUUUAUUUUACAUCAUCAGUUCAGGUGAUGUGUAUCCUGUGAUGUGAACAGCAACUGCAUCAUGUGUACAUAAACCAUUAACAUCUCCAUCAUUAUUUAUAUCAGUGCUUCUUCAUGACAACAUGGUUUCUUCUCAAAGAGGAUUGUCAUGACUGUGGAUAGAGUACAACGAUCAUAGUUGUCUUUACAGAGGUGUUAACAAAAUAUGACAUACUCUUUGAUGAUUGCACAUGGUACUCUAAAGCACUGCUGAAAAAAGAGCAAGUCAUUGUCUAUAUAUAUAAGAGAAUGAAACUUUGAUGUGUGAGAUCAUCACUUCUUGUGAUCUGCUUUGGACCAUAACUGAUGACAUCAGAUUUUGUGUUCAGAACUUUAACAGACACCAAGUCCUAUGUUCUGGUCUUGUGAUAGCAGAGUAACAAGAUAAGUGAUCACAUCAUCAGAUGACGUGUUCUUUAAGAGGCAAGUGAGGUACAGCUGUUCAUGGCUGAAAUGUACAGGAUCAAGUCUGCUCAAAGAUCAUUUGUUGAACAAAGUUAAAGACAGAAAGAUGCUUGUGCGUGUAUCAGAAUCAGUGAUUUGGUACA
Messenger RNA from Pecten maximus, 2306 nucleotides. RefSeq names its product activin receptor type-1-like. Bases 38 to 1687 code for a protein of 549 amino acids. The transcript has 8 exons. Gene Ontology annotation, biological process: protein phosphorylation; cellular response to growth factor stimulus; BMP signaling pathway. Gene Ontology annotation, cellular component: plasma membrane; BMP receptor complex. NCBI's taxonomy places the organism in Eukaryota, Metazoa, Mollusca, Bivalvia, Pectinida, Pectinidae. Gene Ontology annotation, molecular function: ATP binding; SMAD binding; transforming growth factor beta receptor activity, type I. The record is from RefSeq and is a predicted model, not a curated record.